Aphidius gifuensis is the source of this 1900-nucleotide messenger RNA. RefSeq names its product UBX domain-containing protein 4. Gene Ontology annotation, molecular function: protein binding. The record is from RefSeq and is a predicted model, not a curated record. The transcript is spliced from 7 exons. Lineage: Eukaryota; Metazoa; Arthropoda; Insecta; Hymenoptera; Braconidae. Bases 197 to 1606 code for a protein of 469 amino acids.
UACUACACCACUUUGACAUAUAUAUACGUCGAACUGCGUCGAACUCAACGAAAUUUAACCACUUUCAUUUCCGUUCGUUUUUCCAUCUAAAAAUUCUUGUUUUUGAUUAGAAAAAUAAAUAUUACAAAAUUUAUAAUUAAUUUACAGUCAAUAUAAAAAAAAUUUUACAGCAACAUUUUUAAAUCAAGUUUUAAUUAUGAAGUGGUUUACAGGAAGUAUAAAUGAUGCAGUGGCAACGUCAAAAUCAAGAAAAGCUGUUUUUGUCGUUUUCGUUGCAGGUCAAAAUGAAGCAUCACUUGAGGUAGCCAAGGUUAUUGAUUCUUCAGAAAUAUCAACAAGAUUAGAGCAAGAUGAUUUUGUUUCUGUCAAACUUGACAGUGACAGUGAAUCUUACAAUUUUUUUUCACAAAUUUACAAAGUUGUACCUGUACCAUCAUUAUUUUUCAUUGGUACCAAUGGAGCUCCAAUGGAAAUUGUUGCCGAUGAUAUGACUGUAUCAAAUUUACAAAUGAAAAUAGAUUCUGUUUUGAAUAGGGUUGAAAAAGCCAAAAACACAUCAAAUGAUUUUAUCAAAGCUGAACAGGAUUCAACUGUCGGAAAUAUUCCAGGUCCAUCAACAGCUGUAGUUUCUACUUCACAAAAUAACCUGUCAACUAAAACAGUAACUACUUUAAGUGACACAAACGCAUCGAGUAAAUUACAAGAACAGGAUAAAAUUGAACGUGCAAGAAAAUUGAUUGAACUUCAACGACAACAAAAAGCAGAAGAAGAAAAAGAAGAAGAAAAACGUCGUGAAUUAGAACGUAGAAAAUCAGGAAGAGAUGUACAAAUUGCUCGACAAAAACAACAAGAAUUAGAAAUUGCAAUUGCACUUGAAGAAAGAGCUAAAGAAAAAGCUCAAGAAUUUGCAGCAAAAGAAAGAGUAAGACAACAAAUUGCUCAAGAUAAAUUGGAGCGAAAGCAGAGAGAACAAGCUUUGCAAAAACAAGCAAAUCAACAACAAUCACAAGAAAAAACUAAGAAUGACGUGCCAAUUGUUGCUGAUGGAAUGACAAGAAUUCAAUUUCGACUUCCAUCUGGUAAUUCACAUCUUGGUAAAUUUGAAUCAACAACUACACUACGUGAAUUACGUACUUACGUUACAACCAAUAUUGAAUUGCCAUUCAAACGUUUUACAAUGUCAACGUCAUUUCCACGAAGGGAUUUAAGUGCCGAAGAUGAUAGUAAAACUCUUACAGAUCUUGAACUUGUACCAACUGCCGUUGUACUUAUUAUUCCACUAAAAAAUACGACAUCAAUUGUUACAUCAAGCCAAGGUGUUGGAUUUUUAUCUCGAUUAAUGUGGGCUGUAUUUACUCCAGUUAUUUCAGUCUAUGCAUAUUUAUCAAGUUAUUUUACUGGUGCUCCAGUUGGAGAUUCCAAUAGACCACAAGACAAUCAAGAUGAAGGAUCAUCCUCAAAUUCACAAAAUCGUGAUCAAUCAUUUGGGAAUCUACGUCGAACGAAUUCGACAGCCGGUGGUAAUAUUCAUCGACUUCAUUCUGGAAGUGACAAUGACAAUGAUGAAAAUAACACUUGGAAUGGUAAUUCAACCCAACAAAUGUAAUGAACGAAAAAAAAAAACAAUAAUAAUAAGAAUAAUAAUGUAAAACAAUGCACAGUAGUGUAUUGAAUUAAUUUUUUUUUUUUGUUUUGGAGUAAUAAUAAAUCAUAUAAUUUUAUCUUCAUAUUAAUUUAAAAUCAAAUUAAUUUAUAUAAAGAUGGAAAAAAUAAAAAUAAACAAUGGAAUUUUGGGAUAUAAAAUAUUAAAGUUUUAAAAGAAAAAAUAGGAUAAUGAAAAAAUAAAAUGUUAAUUCAAUGACUAAAAUAAGUUAUCCUGUUGUAAUUAUAAUAAAUUAAA